AUGGGUAGCAAAAAGAAAUCUAAAGAAAAACAUCGCCAUAAGAAGAAGAAAUACGAAAGGUCAGACAGUGAAUCAGAAUCUGAUUCAGACUCAUCAAGAACAAGAUCUCCAAGAAAAUAUAGGUCAAGGUCAAGAUCACCUGUGAAACAACACAGAUCAAGGUCACCAGUGGAGCAACGUAGAUCAAGGUCACGGUCACAUUCCAGAAAAAGGGACAAAUAUGAAAGUUCAUCAAAGACUUCACACAAAAAAAGGAGGCAUCGGACACCUUCCAGCUCCCAGUCAGAAUCAGAUGAUGAUGGAGGUUCAUCUCGCAUCAGAAAUAUGGAGAAAUCGAAGAUUGAAACCAUUCUCAAAAAUAAAGAGGAGAGAAAACGAGAGAAAGAAUUAAUGAAGACAUUGGAAACACCAGAAGAAAAACGAGCCAGAAGAUUGGCAAAAAAAGAAGCAAAAGAAAGACGACGCAAGGAAAAGAUGGGUUGGGACAAAGACUAUUUGGGUUACACAAAUGCAGACAAUCCAUUUGGAGAUGAGCAUCUCUUAGAUACAUUUGUUUGGAACAAAAAGAUGGAAAAGGAAGGAAAAAAGCACAUGAAUGAAGACGAAAUCCACAGACACCAGAAAAUGAAACUGGAAGAAAGUAGGAGAGAGUUAGAAAAGGUCAAGAAGAGGAGACAAGAAAGGGAGAGACAGAUGGAGGAGAGAGAACAGGAGCGGGAAUUAAUGCAGAGAGAGAAAGAGUCCGAAUAUUACAGAGUGUGGGAAAAACAAGAAGAUAGUUUUCAUUUAAACCAAGCCAAACUCAGAUCAAAGAUACGAAUACAGGAUGGCAGAGCUAAACCAAUUGACUUGUUAGCCAAAUACAUCAGUGCAGAAGAUGAUGAUCUUGCAGUGGAAAUGCAUGAGCCAUAUACUUAUCUCUAUGGAUUGACAAUAGCAGAUCUGGAAGAUUUACUAGAGGACAUUAAAGUCUAUUUGGAACUUGAACAAGGGAAAAAUGUGGAGUACUGGAGGGAUAUCAUUACUAUUGCUAAUGAUGAACUGGCUCAACUCAGGAAGUUAGAUUCAAGUCAGAGGGAUUACCAGGACAGAAGAGAAAGAAUCAAUGAAUCAGUCAGCAAUGAAGUACAGUCCAUCUUCAAAGGUAAAACCACAAAUCAACUGAUGUUACUGGAGGAACAGAUCAAAAAGAAGUUACAAGGAGGAGAGGGAGUGGAUGUAGGAUAUUGGGAGUCACUACUUCAGCAGCUGAAGGCACACAUGGCCAGAACAAGACUGAUGGAGAGGCACCAAGAAAAUCUCAGACAGAAACUCUUCAAACUGAAACAAGAGCAAGGAAUUGACUCUGGUCCUCUGUUUCCCUCUGGUGUGUCUCGGGGUAGCAGCAACAACAGCACACCAGACAGAAGGAAUUCGCCAGCCCCCUCUAGUCUUGGGAGACUAUCACCAGCGCCCUCUGGUCUCAGGAGACUGUCACCAGCACCCUCUGGCAGUAAGACCCAAUCUCCUGCCCCUCCUGAUACCAGAGAGAACCAACCUUCACCAGGACCAUCCACCAGUGCUGUCAAAACAGAGCCAGGGGAGGAGGAGCCCCGUCCUGGACCUAGUACAGAGGCAGAUGAUGAAGAUGAUGAGGCACUGAUUACAGAAGAAGACUUGGAGGAUCAAUCUUACAUUGAUUAUGAAGCUGGAAAUUACUCCCCUAAACUACUCAGGCCGAGUGAACUAGAGAUUGAUACUGUUGUGUAUGACCCCACAGAUGACAUGAGAAAACUGGAGCUGGCCAGGCAGCAAGUGUUAUCAACAGGGCGAGUCAGGUUGGAUGGAGAGACAGAAUUUGAGAAGAAAGCCAGGGAGGGAAUGAAUGAUGAUGAGGCAACAUUCAGUGUAGAAAUUCCUACGGAGCACCAGAAAUUUUUAUGGUCUGACAAGUAUCGUCCUCGUAAACCACGGUUCUUUAACCGAGUUCACACUGGCUUUGAGUGGAACAAGUACAAUCAGACCCAUUAUGACAUUGAUAAUCCUCCACCCAAGAUUGUACAGGGAUACAAAUUUAAUAUAUUUUAUCCAGAUUUGAUUGACAAGACAGAUACCCCCGAGUACACAUUAACACCUAUAGAAGACAACAAAGAUUUUGCUGUUCUAAGAUUUCAUGCUGGGCCACCUUAUGAAGACAUUGCCUUCAAAAUUGUACACAGAGAGUGGGAAUACUCUUACAAACAUGGAUUUCGUUGUCAGUUUCAGAAUAACAUUUUCCAACUGUGGUUCCAUUUUAAACGAUAUCGCUACAGAAGAUAAAUUCAAGUCACAAAAAAACUGUCACUCCAGUAAAUAUUCAGUCUGUGUUCUGUACAUUAUCAUGAGUGAUGAACCAUACCAAUGUACAUGUAAAUAUUAUUAUUGUAAAUUGUCAUUAUUGACAUUUCAAUAAAUUAAUGUGAACAUAA
Messenger RNA from Saccostrea echinata, 2447 nucleotides. Its product is annotated as splicing factor Cactin-like. The record is from RefSeq and is a predicted model, not a curated record. Gene Ontology annotation, biological process: mRNA cis splicing, via spliceosome. NCBI's taxonomy places the organism in Eukaryota, Metazoa, Mollusca, Bivalvia, Ostreida, Ostreidae. Gene Ontology annotation, cellular component: spliceosomal complex; cytoplasm. Gene Ontology annotation, molecular function: protein binding. The transcript has 17 exons. The coding region runs from base 1 to 2298 and encodes 765 amino acids.